Messenger RNA from Besnoitia besnoiti, 1557 nucleotides. RefSeq names its product mucin family glycoprotein. Bases 1 to 1557 code for a protein of 518 amino acids. The record is from RefSeq and is a predicted model, not a curated record. Gene Ontology annotation, cellular component: extracellular region. The transcript is spliced from 9 exons. NCBI's taxonomy places the organism in Eukaryota, Apicomplexa, Conoidasida, Eucoccidiorida, Sarcocystidae.
AUGCGACCCCUGUAUUCUAACUACAUUGCUGCGUCUGAUGCAUGCAUUGCAGCCCUCGACUCGCAGACAGCCGGCGACGCACCAACAGCUCCGUCACUAAGCAACACGAAUCUGGGUGACUCCUCUGACGCCGGAAGUGAAACGAGUUCACUUCAUGAUGCACAACCUCCCCCUAAAAAUACACCAAGAUAUGCUCACGUGAACAUCCACAGUCCCCGCAUGCGCGGCGGAUCUCGCCACCCAAGAGGAGAAGUAUCGAAGCCCAUAUUCGCCACAAACCGCCAUCAGGAGCCCUACGUGGUUAGCGCCUUCGUGACUGUGGCUCAACCACACGAAAGUGCAACUCGCUUCGGCCGAGCACUUCUGACGCCGCAGAUAGGCAUGAGCGAAGUCUCAUCUCAAAGUUCGGACACGACAAUUCGCUUCGAGGAUGUAUCCUCAAGCUGCGUGGCGUAUCAUAACUCCAAGAGACGUUUUCGCCUGUCCACACCACUACGGGAGCUUGACACCGGAGAGGGGGAUCGUGCCUUGGAAAAACUGAAGGCUUUCGCCGACAACGCAUGUGUGGAUACUGAUGAACCAGAUGAUUGCAGCAUUAAGGGAAUAAAUACUUUUGAUGGAGUCAGCGUAAGCUGCGCUGAUGCUGUGAAGGCAUGGUACAACCAAGUUCACGACUACACGUACGAGCACUACUCGCGUUGGCAUUUCAAGAAAACAGGCUCCUUCACCCUCUUGAUGUGGGCUGAUUCCGAAAAGUUGAGUUGCUUUCAAACGAAAGGAUGUAACAUGAUUGGAAAGCCGGAAAGGCUCUUGUGCGCCUACUCUCCCGCAGGAAACACUGUCGGAGAAUACCCUUUCAGCCUCAGUCAGUGGGAGAGCAUAGUCGCGAGAGACGGACUGCCGCAAGUUACCGUCGUCAUUGGUGGAUCAUCAAGCGAGGAAACACCUUCUACAACAACAUCAACCUCGACUACAACAACAAGUACCACACGGACGACGACUACCACGACUUCAACCACGACUACGACCACGACGAGAACUUCUACCACAACAACUACAUCUACGACUACAAGCACGACCACAAGCCCGCCUGCCGCAGAUUUCACGGAUGAGUGCCUGCGAGCGCACAAUGAAAAGAGAGCAGUAGGGAUGUCAACACCAAUCCGGGAGCUGGAACGAAACAGCGCGGCUAUCAAGCAAGCAGAGUCGUAUAAAACACAAAUGGAACAGCGAAGCUGUCCAUUUCAACACAGCGGAGUCAUGCAGUACGGCGAGAACCUGUAUAGGUCAUCUUUUCAAGCAUCAUGCUCCGACGCUGUUGAACUGUGGUACAGCGAGGUAGACAACUACAAAUACUAUACCUCAAUUAACUCCUUCAAUUACCAGCAGUUUGGCCACUUCACCCAAGUUAUGUGGGCGAACAGCACUGGCCUAGGAUGCGCGUACAGCUCGAAAUGCGGUACGAUCGUGUGCAACUACUACCCACCCGGGAAUUACCUUGGGCAGUAUCCCUUUAGUCGCGCACAGUACGACAGCAUUCGGCAGAGGGACGGAUAG